CCUUCGCUUCGUCCGAUACUAGACCGACUGACUCUUGCUCGAAUUCGUUCAUUUUCAUUUUACUAUUUUUGGGUUUUCGAUUUUAGAUAUCUAGGACCAUUCACUCACUCACCCACCCACUUCCAACGGACAUCAAAUUACCCUUUUCGAAUUCAAUCCACGUUCUCUUUGAUUCACGAUGGCAGGUGAACAUGGCAUCUACAAAUACGAACCCAACAAAAUCGCGUGUAUCGCCGCAGCCGGCCUCUUCGGUGCCAGCGCUCUAAUCCACCUCUUCCAAAUGAUACGGUCAAAAGCCUGGUUCUACACAUCCUUCUGCGUCGGAGCCAUCAUGAUGACAGCAGGCUACGUCUUCCGCUACAUCUCCGCCAACGACCCCUCCUCUCUCGGCCCCUACAUCGGUCAAUCCCUCUGCAUCAUCCUCCCGCCCUCUCUCUACGCCGCCACAAUCUACAUGAUCUACGGACGCCUCGUCCUCUUCGUCGACGCGGCCGACGCCUCCGUAAUCCGCCCCACCCGCGUCACAAAGAUCUUCGUAAUCGGCGACGUCUUCGGGUUCCUCCUCCAGUCCUCCGGCGGAGGCAUGAUGGCGCAGUCCGGGAUGGCGGACAUGGGACAGAAAAUCAUGUUGAUCGGUCUAUUCGUGCAGUUGCUAUUCCUCGGGUUCUUCCUGUUCAUCUCAUUGAUCUUCUGGAAGAGGAUGAACAAGAGCACGAGGCACUACACUGUCCCGCAGUACGGGAAGCACGGGUGGAAGGCGCUGUUGAAGAUGGUGGUGUGUGCGGCGGUCAUCAUCAUUGCGAGGUGCGUGUUUAGGGUUAUUGAGUUCGCGCAGGGGCAUGAUGGGUAUCUGGUCAGUCAUGAGAUUUACAUGUAUAUCUUUGAUUCCGCGCCCAUGUUCUUGGUGCAGGCGAUGAUGCACUUUGUGUACGCGGCGAAGGUGUUUGGGAUUGGGAAUUUUGCGAAGUUGGGGAAGAGUGAGAGUGUUAUUGAGUUGAAUCAGAGGGGUUAUGUGUAGGAGGGAGUCGUGGGCUGUUCGAGAUUGGUUAACUGCAAGGGCAUUGGCAAUAGACGAUGGGCAUUAUACGUAGCGUACUCACAUUCUAGUUUCUUUUGUUCAGCUUCCGGAUUUCUUAGACGUCAAGAAUAGUAAUUUCAAUAUCAUGAUUAAC
Aaosphaeria arxii CBS 175.79 is the source of this 1172-nucleotide messenger RNA. Its product is annotated as RTA1 like protein. Gene Ontology annotation, cellular component: membrane. NCBI's taxonomy places the organism in Eukaryota, Fungi, Ascomycota, Dothideomycetes, Pleosporales. The transcript has 2 exons. The coding region runs from base 179 to 1018 and encodes 279 amino acids. The record is from RefSeq and is a predicted model, not a curated record.